This is a messenger RNA of Phaedon cochleariae (mustard beetle), 3612 nucleotides long. The record is from the annotation of a GenBank genome assembly. Lineage: Eukaryota; Metazoa; Arthropoda; Insecta; Coleoptera; Chrysomelidae.
AUGCAUAUAAAACAAGUAAUCAUCCAGGGCUUCAAAAGUUACAGAGACCAGACAGUAGUUGAACCAUUUGAUAAGAGACAUAACGUAGUCGUAGGUCGCAAUGGUUCAGGAAAGAGUAACUUCUUUUAUGCUAUUCAGUUUGUACUCAGUGAUGAGUAUGCUCAUCUUCGUCCAGAACAACGACAAGCAUUACUGCAUGAAGGUACUGGACCUAGAGUUGUAUCAGCUUAUGUUGAGAUAAUUUUUGACAAUGCAGAUUCUAGAGUUCCUAUAGAACAUGAAGAAAUAUACCUGAGACGUGUGAUUGGAGCUAAAAAAGAUCAAUAUUUUCUGAAUAAGAAAGUUGUACCUAGAAGUGAAGUUAUGAAUCUGUUGGAAUCUGCAGGAUUUUCAAACUCAAAUCCUUAUUACAUUGUUAAGCAGGGAAAAAUUAAUCAAAUGGCUACAGCUCCUGAUGCUCAUCGUUUGAAGUUACUCAGAGAAGUAGCUGGUACAAGGGUUUAUGAUGAAAGACGUGAUGAGUCAAUGGGAAUUUUGAGAGAAACUGAAGUGAAAGUUGAAAAGAUUGAGGAAUUCUUACGUACUAUUGAGGAGAGAUUGAGUACUCUGGAAGAAGAAAAAGAAGAGUUGAAACAGUAUCAACACUUUGAUAAGAUUCGUAGAGCUCUAGAAUACAUUAUACAUGAGGUUGAAUUGAAUGAAAACAAGAAAAAGCUUGCAGAGCUGGAAAAACAAAGAAAUGAAUCUGGCAAGGAACAGAAAAAUUUUGCAGAUAAUCUUAAGAAAGCUCAAGAAAAUAUAAAAAAUUUAGCCAAGAAGGCUAAGGAGACUAAAAAAGAAUUGAAUGCCCUAAAAGAAGAACGUGACAUCCUUACAAAUGAUCACCAACAUCUGAUCAAAGAAAAGGCUAAGCUAGAUUUGACCAUCAAAGAUUUAUCAGAAGAGGUACUGGGAGAUAAUAAAUCCAAAGAAAGGGCUGAAAAUGAAUUGGCCCGUCUAACCCAGUCUAUAAAAGAAAAAGAAGCUGAGUUAGAAAAAGUGCGCCCACAAUAUGAAUCAAUGAAAAAACGGGAAGAAGAAUGUACAAGAGAACUAGCUUUGAAAGAACAAAAGAGAAAAGAGCUUUAUGCAAAACAAGGCAGGGGCAGCCAGUUCACCUCCAAAGAUGACAGAGAUAGAUGGAUCCAAAAUGAAUUGAAAUCACUGAACAAGCAACUGAAGGACAAGAAAGAUCAUCGUGACAAGCUGGAGGCUGAUUUGAAAAGAGAUGCAGCUAAAAAUGUUGAAUUGACAAAAAAAAUUGAAGAGCAGUCUCAGGAAUUGGAGAGGCAAAAAAAUUUCAUUGAUGAGCACAAUAAGCAGUGCUAUGAGUUGAAAAAGAAUAAGGAUCAGUUCCAAGCACAAAGGAACGAGAUCUGGCGCAAAGAGAACAACGUCCAGCAGAACCUGUCCUCGCUGAAGGAGGAGCUGGCCAAGGCGGACCAGCGGCUGCGUUCGAUGGCCGGCAAGCCGAUCCUGAACGGCCGCGACAGCGUGCGCAAAGUCCUCGAGACGUUCGUGGCACGCGGCGGACGCGAGGCCGAGAUAGCAAGGCACUAUCACGGCCCCGUCAUCGAGAACUUUGAGUGCGAGAAGAGCAUCUAUACGGCGGUCGAGGUAACGGCCGGCAACAGGUUAUUCCAUCAUGUUGUCGAUACAGACAUAAUCGGCACGCAGAUUUUGAAGGAGAUGAACAGACAGAAGUUGCCUGGUGAAGUUAAUUUCAUGCCACUGAAUAGGUUGAAUGUCAGAGAACAAGAUUAUCCAGAAGAUUCGGAUGCCAUUCCGAUGGUGUCCAAGCUCCAGUACGACCCGAAAUACAACAAGGCCAUGCGCUACCUGUUCGGCAAGACGCUGAUCUGUCGUAACAUGGAGGUGGCCACCAAGCUGGCAAGAACCACCGGCCUGGAUUGCGUCACGUUGGACGGCGAUCAGGCCUCCUCCAAGGGCUCCCUCACCGGCGGCUACUUCAACUCGGCCAGUUCGCGGCUGGAGAUGCAGAAGACGCGCAGCGAGACGAUGAUGCAGAUCCAGCAGUGCGAGCAGGAGCUGAAGUCGCUGAGGACGGAGCUGGCGAAGACAGAGACUAGUAUCAAUGGGAUCGUGUCGGAGAUGCAGAAGACGGAGACUAAAAACAGCAAAGCAAAAAGCAUCUAUGACAGAGUGAAAGGGGAGUUGCGGCUGAUGCGCGAAGAAACCUCGAACAUCGACAAAUUCAGGGGCCCCAAGGAGCGGUCUCUCACCCAGUGCAAGUCAAGUUUGGAGGCUAUGCAGACCACCAAGGAAGGUUUGGAGUCCGAGUUGCAUCAGGAGCUGCUCUCCCAGCUUUCGGUUCAGGAUCAAGCGCAGGUCGACUCCUUGAACGACGAUAUACAAAGGCUACAGAAGGAGAACAAAGAAGCCUUCAGCACUCGUAUGAAGCUCGAGGCCGAGAAGAACAAGUUGGAGAACCUGCUAACGAACAACCUGAUCAGAAGGAGGGACGAGGUGCUGCACGCCUUGCAAGAGAUAUCGCUGGAGGACAGGAAGAGGCAGCUGACCAAUUGCAAAGCGGACUUGGAGGAGAUCGACAAGAAAAUCGAGAAAGUGAACAGGGAAUUGAACUCGAUGGAGACUAAAGUUAAGGAGAUGACGAAAAGGAUGAAGACUGAGCAAUCUGAGCUGGAAUCCUGGAAGAAGAAGGAGAGAGACGCUCAAGAUAGAAUCGAUGAGGAUGCCAAGCAUCUUGAGAAGUUUGCUACCAAGCAAAAUUUGUUGGAACAGAAAAUUGCAGAGUCUGUGGAAAAAAUCAAUCAACUGGGAGCGCUGCCUGCUCAAGAUCUGUAUUCCCAUUACAUCAAGAUGUCUUCAAAAUCUCUGUUCAGGGAACUGGAAAAGGCCAAUAAUCAGCUGAAAAAGUUCAGCCAUGUAAACAAGAAAGCUUUGGACCAAUUCAUGAGCUUUUCUGAUCAGAAAGAGAAGCUCCAAAAGAGAAAAGAAGAAUUGGACAGAGGGGACGAGAAGAUCAAAGAACUGAUAACCAUGCUGGAGCAACGCAAAGUGGAAGCCAUCCACUUCACCUUCAAGCAAAUCUCCAAGUUCUUCACCGAGGUGUUCAAAAAGCUCGUUCCGGUAGGCCGCGCCAAACUCGUCCUCAAAACCAUCGACCACGAAGAAGGCCAUGAAAUAGGACCGGACGACAAGAACGCCGAUAAUUUCACCGGCAUCGGCAUCAAGAUCUCCUUCACCGAAGCGGAUGCCGAGAUGAAAGAGAUGAACCAGCUUUCCGGCGGGCAGAAAUCCCUGGUGGCCCUCGGGCUGAUUUUCGCCAUCCAGAAAUGCGACCCGGCGCCCUUUUACCUCUUUGACGAGAUCGAUCAGGCGCUGGAUCCCUCCUAUAGGAGAUCGGUGGCGAAUAUGAUCCACGAAUUGUCUUCCGAGGCGCAGUUUAUCACGACGACGUUCCGACCGGAGUUGUUGGAGCACGCGCACAAGUUUUACGGGGUCAAGUUCAGGAACAAGGUUAGUCACGUGGAGUGUGUGACUAGGGAGGUGGCGAGGGAUUUCGUGGAGGAUGACCAGACGCACGCUUGA